AUGUGCCACCAAAACAUAGAAGCUACUAUUGGUGACAUCCGCCAUAAUUAUUGGGUGCCACGACUAAGAAGUGUGUUGCGCAACGUCAUUGCUAGUUGCGAUGUAUGCCGCUUGAGUAAAGCUACCAAGUCAGCGCCUUGGAUGGGACCGCUUCCGUCGGACAGACUUACUCCUUACGAACGGCCGUUUAGCUACACUGGCUUGGACUACUUUGGCCCAGUCACUGUGACAGUUCGACGCAGUACCGAGAAAAGAUGUGUUGCGCUCUUUACAUGCCUUACAGUGAGAGCUGUGCACCUAGAAUUGGCUCACGAUUUGAGUACUGAUUCCUGUAUUAUUGCCUUACGUAAUUUUGUGAAUAGACGUGGUGCGCCCAUAAAAAUUAGGUCUGACAAUGGAAAGAAUUUCGUUGGCGCCGACCGAGAAGCAAAGCGAUUCGCAGAAGUGUUCGACUGCGGUCGCUUACAAAGUGAAUUAUCACAGAAAAACGUCCAGUGGGUGUUUAAUUCCCCAUUUAACCCUUCAGAAGGUGGCGAAUGGAAGAGAAUGGUACAGUGCGUCAAGCGAGUUCUACGUCACACUUUAAAGGAAGUUACACCAAGAGAGCAUACUCUGACAAGUUUCCUGAUUGAAGCUGAGGACGUCGUUAACUCUCGUCCACUGACGCAUCUGCCUAUCACUGCCGAUCAAGAACAGYCUCUGACCCCUAACGAUUUCAUUCUGGGAGCAGACAACACGCCCCAGACUCCUAUAGCAGACACUGACUUGGGAAAUACUUGUAUGCUACGCAAGCAGUGGCGCAUCGCGCGUCAAUUGAGGGAUCAUUUUUGGAAGAGGWGGAUUACUGAGUAUCUACCUACAUUGACUMGCCGUGUSAAAUGGUGMMGUAGAACGAAGCCAUUGGAAGAAGGAGAGUUGGUGUUUAUAUGCGAUCCUAACGUUCCACGACAAGAAUGGUGCCGCGAUAGAGUGGAAAAAGUAUACCCUGGAACUGAUGGCGAAGUACGACGAGCAGACGUACGAGCUUCGACAGGAAUUAAACAACGAGCAGUCUCAAAGCUAGCCGUUCUGGACAUUGAUGGUGGUGAAUCAGGUUGA
Molecule: messenger RNA, 1098 nt
Organism: Bactrocera latifrons
Lineage: Eukaryota; Metazoa; Arthropoda; Insecta; Diptera; Tephritidae
Exons: 1
Coding region: 1-1098 (365 amino acids)
Biological process (GO): DNA integration
Molecular function (GO): nucleic acid binding
Source: RefSeq, a predicted model, not a curated record